UGCUUGACUGAUGCUUUAUAUUACGAUAAAUGCUUGUCAAAGUAUUUCUUAAUUGAAUCAACUGCUACUGUUUUUACGAGAAAAGUCAUUGUAGAUGUGAAACAACUGCACAUGUAUGCAAAAUUGUGCACCUCAUUAAAAAUGCAAAAACAAGAUAUUGUAAUGCUCUGUUUCGUGUCCUAUGUUUUUUAAGUUUUGAGUUUUCUGUGAAAAUUCUAAGAUACCAGAUUUGUGUGUCUCCACUAUCCUCUAAAGAAAAAGUUAACCAAACAAGGUAUGCAACUAAUUUGGGAUGUAAUUCAGGUUAUAUUUGUUCUAGCCAAACAAACAGUGAAACUAGAUCUUGAGGCUAUAGAGACAAUGCACAAGAAGGAGGCAACUAAUACCGCUUGUCACGAAGAUGCUAGUGCAGAUAAAUCAAACUCGGAUGAAUAUGAUCCUUGGAAUCCUCCCUAUCCUCCAUUUGUUCCUCCUGUUGGGGCGGACCCUAGUACGGCUAUCAGUUUAUCCUUUGAGUGGACAGAUGAGAAAGAUGCUGAACUUGGUGCCCACAGAGCAUCCAGUAUAAUAUUUCCAGACCGCACCCCUCAGACGGUGAAUCUUGCCUUCCACGAUACAUUGCACCGUUUAGUGCCCAUCCUUGAUAAGGAUAGCGUCCGAGGGUUCCUCCGCUUUAUGCAACGGUAUGGGCGGGGCACACGAUGGGGUUUUAUCAUCACCCCAGAGUCUCUGAACCAGAUGAUAACGCAAAAUGCGCUGCGAUGUGUCAAAGUUGCCUUGGAGGGUCAGGCACCUGAGCUGGGUAGGUGCCGGGCCGGUCCCAAUGUCAUGACCCAGUAUGGUUACUUCCCCCUCCACCGAGCUGCUGAAAUGUUCUCCGUUGACAUGAUUGAGUUGCUCAUUCGCCACGGUGCGUCGGCCAAUCUACGAACAGCAGGCGCCGAGGUAAUUGAGGGACUACUCCCACUCCAUGUUGCAGUCGACAACACGUGCAUGCAUAAGUAUCUGGAAGACAGUUUGUUCCCAAACCGUGAGGAUCAGGAUUACAAUGAGCAUCGGGAUUGCAGUGAGGCAGAUGCAAACUAUAUCUUCAGGCUCAUCUAUCUUUUGUGCCUGCCUGAAAUGAAGAUCUUUUUGGACACCACAAGGCUGGUCGCAAAAUACACAGAUAAUCUACUCGUUGAGCUCUGGAACUACAUAAAAGAUGGAAAGCUUGCCCAGACAGCCAUUUUGCUCCUGGCUGCUCAACAACAAAUCCGCACCAUGGGAACUUCCCGCAAGAAAAAAGGAAAUAAUAAACCGGAUGGGUUUCCUACUAUCUGUGAACGUAUUCUGGAUAACAAUAUUACCUUACAGUUGGAAAAAGGCAAAAACGGAAUAGAACAGGACCAAGUGGAUGCAAAGAUAAAACUUAAUCAUACCGCAAUGAUGCUUGUUCGUGUCAUUUCAAAAGCUGGUGAAGACCUUGAUUCAUACAUUCGAAAUCAUCUAGAGGUGCCCUACUUCAUGCAGGUGCCCCGUUUAGAGGUCCUUGAACGUGUUUCGUCGAUUCUCAAGGAUAAUGGUUUUUGUCCUACUCGUGAAUGCAUAGACACUGGAAACCUCUUUCCUUAUCAUGAUGUAUUGUCCGCUACGGAUGUACCGAGCAAACCUGGGGAAAGAGCUUCAACCAGGGAAUGUUUAGAAAUGGAUUAUCUAAGUACAGUAAAGGAUAAGGCUACAAGAAAGAGAAAACCUAGACGAUGGGAGCUCAAAUUCGCAAGGAGAAGUUUCUUUCCAUGGUGGAGGUCAGUAUUGUCUGCCAGGUCCCCUGUCAAGGUGGUACCAUCAAGAUGGGUGCGUCCUACUAAAGACUUGGAUUGUGAGAAAGCUUUGAAGAAACCUAUUUCAGAGAUGGACCGUGAGAUAGUUUCGAAGAAAGCAACCACCCAUGGAUCUGCUGCACCGAUGGGCAGAGCUCCUCAAGUGGGAUCUUAUCAUCAGCACAGAAUGUUGUUCGGUACAGCGGUUGGUUAUCAACCUAGAAGGCUGUUUGGUACGGCGGCAUUGGCACUCCUGAAAGUGCUGAAGAACGCUUGAGUAGAAAGGUGCCGGCUUGUAGAGUUGUGGUAUAUAGUAGUCUUCCUACAACUAUGGUUAACUAUCAUCCCCUGCAAGUUUUGCCCAUGUUCUAAUUAUUGUUUUGCCAAGUGCAUACAUGAGAUAAGCGUAUCAGUCCU
Lolium perenne is the source of this 2219-nucleotide messenger RNA. Lineage: Eukaryota; Viridiplantae; Streptophyta; Magnoliopsida; Poales; Poaceae. The record is from RefSeq and is a predicted model, not a curated record.